Molecule: messenger RNA, 7178 nt
Organism: Hypomesus transpacificus
Lineage: Eukaryota; Metazoa; Chordata; Actinopteri; Osmeriformes; Osmeridae
Gene: syde2
Product: synapse defective 1, Rho GTPase, homolog 2 (C. elegans)
Exons: 7
Coding region: 246-5396 (1716 amino acids)
Biological process (GO): signal transduction
Source: RefSeq, a predicted model, not a curated record
GACAGAGAGCUCACAUAGGCAAAGGGGAGACAGAGGUGCUGUUGAGCAAGUGAGCUAACAAGCUAACUAGCUAGCAAUGCAGUAGGCAACACGGCAGAGACCGAGGGACAGUGUAGAGGUGACAGUGGAGAAUGGAGAGGACUCCGUGCGCUCGGCGAGUGUUGACCGAAGAGAGGGCAAUCAAACUCGGUCUCUUCCUUUCGAAGAGAGUGUGCUGAAACUGGAUAAACACCGGGCGGAAAGGAAUGGCUGAUCCUCUGCGGAGGACUUUAUUAGCAAAACUUCGGGGGAAGAAAUCCAAGAAAGGGACGACAGCUGGUGGAUACGGCGCUGCAGCUAAUGGGGGCAGAGAAGGUAAAGAAAAAGUUUUGCAUGAGCGUGAACCACAAACUCAACCUGUAGCUAUGCUCUCAGAACUGUGCCGUGAGGCUGAGAAAAUUGGUGGUAACAAGAGUUUUAGUGACGGGGUUUCUGAACUGAAGGAUCACCUAGUUCUGGAUAGCAGCGUAGUGGUUGAGAGUGCACUACCGCAACGCGAGGCUGCCACCAUGCACAUCAACACUAGCCGGGGGAACAAUCAGGGCAGCGCUGGCUCGGGGUUUAGGGCUCAAGUUAAUGAGGAACUCUUGGGGGUCUCACUUCAAAGAGAAAGGCAGUCCGGGGUGAAUGAUAGGGAUGAGACUGGGAGGAUUCAUAAACAUGGGCCUUACUUAAUGGAACAAGUGCCACCAGGACCGCAUGCACAGAUUAAACACUUCGUCACCAUGCCUCGCCAGUACAGCGGUGGUGAUUCAAUUGGGUUUGGGAGCAGUCGGAGUCACAUUUUGUACACCCGGUCCGAUGCGAACAGAGUAGUUCAAUUGACAGAUGGUCAGCAUUCUGCUUCAAAGAAUAGUGGAACAAAUGUGUACAAAGAUCCGAAGACUCCCAGCGACGGGGCAGACCCCUGCCUCCAAUUUAUGUUCAACGCAGAGCAUGUUGUCUCUCUGAAUGACAGAAAAGAGAAAGUGAACGAUCACCCAGACUGCAAUGGAUUAUUGGAUACAAACGUAACAACUAACAGGACACAUAUGUAUCUGCCAAGUUUCCCUUGCACAUAUCGACCGGCGAGUAGUUACACCGAGGAAAACAUUUUGAUUAGGAAUAUUGAGAGUUACGGCAGCUCAGCCCAAUAUUCGGUAGACGCGAGAGUGACGAAUCUUCAGAGCCCAACAUAUUUCCCCACAGAAUUGGAGAUAUGCGAAAUUAACAUGUCAUCUCUAUGCACCAGAGAAGGACCUAUCAGACAUUACUCGUUAGAUAGCGAGGACGACGAUUAUUACGAUAACGAAAUCUUACCCUUUUAUGAAUCCGAAAGAGCUCUGGCAAACGAUAGAAAAACGUCAGAUAAAUUAGCACCAGAAUUGACUCAGUCAGGGACAGAUGAGCAACAUGUAACCAACAGUUCCCAGGAGACAGAUAGGCUAAGGAGUCAGUUGAAAGAGGCCUAUUACUUGCUCAUAAAUGCCAUGCAUGACAUUAGUUUUGACGGUCCAGUCGGUGUCAGUGGUUUUCUAGACCAGACCAGUUCCUCCAGUCAUUCUCAAGACAGCCUGUGUUCCAGGUCGUCUGCCAAGCAUGUGGACAGUGACUCUUGGUCUUCCGGGGAACACAGUCCCCAAGGUUCCGACACAGACUCCCUCAUGUUGAGUAAGAGCCAUGAGCCAUGUCUGAAGAACAGACUGACUAGUAAAAGUCUGGUUAACCUGUCUGCCUCAAACGCCAGACCUCCCUUACUACGCUCGGCUAGUGACGGAGCGAUCAAGUACCCUGACGGACCCCGCGUCGAGGCCUUCGCUCUCCGAAGCCUCGAGGCGGGCGCGGGCGGAGACGGAACAGCUCGGCCGCUCAGAGUCUCUGAGCUGUUGGAUAGCGCCGGCAGCGCCGACCCGCUUCUGGAGGAAGCGAGGCUGCGUGAGAGCAGCGGCUCGGCCAACAGCCUGACCGGGUCGUCCGACAACAGCGCGGACGCCCUCGGAUGCGUGCCGGGCGCCAACGGCGGCGGCGGACGUGCCGCGAGAGACUCGGCCAAAGGCCACGGCGUGACGGUGAACAAGAUGCAGGGGUGGAUGCACAAAGGCCGCCUGCUGUCCUCGGAGAUGAAGCAGCGGAUCCAGGGCCCCUCGCCUCGCCCCGCCACCGCCCGGGACAAGGCGCCUCUCCCCGGCCAGCCGGCCGCACCCAAACCCGGGGCCCAGACGGGGCGAGCUCCUGGGAGGAACAAGGCGAGCGCGCCGCCACCGCCGAGUCACUCAGCGCUGCAGUCAGCUCUCAUUGAGAAUGUCCACAGCUCCUAUUCAAACGGAUGCGAGCUGGCCGGGGGUAAGGGCAUUGAUCCAUCGCCAUGGAGAUCCCCGCACAACAACAUCACCGUCUCAAAGAAACGCAACUGGCUCCAGCAGAGCUCCGGGAAGCCUCACGCCUCGGACGACGUCCAGGGCCCCCCGGGAGCGGAGGAGGACGGCGGCGGCGGCCCCGCCCCUCGCCCUCCUCCGAGCCCCUCCCCCGAGAACCUGAGACUCCCCCGCCCGCCCCCCUCCCGUCCCCUCCGCCUCAGCCUGCCCCAGGUGAGUGUGGGCCACGCGCGAGUGGCCCCCCAGCCCAGGCGCAUGGACCCGACCGAGGAGAACGACGCGGACGACGAGGGGGAGAUCUGGUACAACCCCAUCCCCGAGGACGACGAGCCCGAGCUGACGACCAGGCCCCCCGCCAGACUCCAGGUCCCCGCGACGGCCGACCCCCAGAGGAGGCCCAGCAGGGGCGGGGAGGCGGGCCGGACCCAGGAGGGCUGCAGUGUCUCCGGGCUAGAGAGAGUGGGGGAAUGCCUGGGCGGUGGAGGUGGGGAUGGGAGUCAGGGGAAUGCCGUACAUUCCAUGGAGAUACAGCUGCACCGACAGACACUCGCGUGCAAACCUCUGGAGGAGGGGCCACCCGGCAGAGCUACAGAUAUCCCAGACACGCCCAACCCCGGAUUUUCACCCCCCUCCAGUCCCAACCCAACCAAGAAGGGGAGCUCAAUCAACUGGUCCUUCCCCGAUAAGAUCAAGUCUCCUCGCACGGUCAGGAAGCUCUCCAUGAAGAUGAAGAAACUUCCGGAACUUAGCAGGAAGCUCAGCGUUAAAGGGACAUCGAGCAACAGCAGUGGGAACGGAGGUACGAGCAGCCACUCAGAAACCCGGGUUCACUGUCCCAAACCCGGUAACCGGUCCGAACCGGUCCGGGCCCCUUCCAGACUCUCUGCGGGGGCCGGCCAGGCGGCCGCGGCUAGCCGUAACGUGAUUUCCCGCUACCACCUGGACAGCAGUGUGUCCACCCAGCACAGCUACAGCAAGAAGAAAAGCAACGGGGCGUCAAAGUCCGCCAGCAAAGGGGGCUACCUUAGCGAUGGGGACUCGCCAGAACUGGUGGCCAAGUCUGGGAAGCACGGGCCGACGGAAGGGAAGGCUGGAAAGAGCAAGGAACCAGUGGCCACUGGAGGAGAGAGGCCAGGAGGAGGUGGGAUGGGCGGGGGGAGCCCAAAGCUCCACGGCACCGAGCUGGACAUCGACGCCUUCCGCCACUACAGCUUCUCGGAGCAGCCCAAGUGCACCCAGUACAUCUCGGGCCUCAUGAGCCUACACUUCUACGGGGCGGAGGACCUCAAACCGCCGCGCGUCGACUCCCGCGACGUCUACUGCGCCAUCCAGGUGGACUCGGUCAACAAGGCCCGCACCGCCCUCCUCACCUGCCGCACGGCCUUCCUGGGCAUGGACCACACCUUCAACAUCGAGCUGGAGAACGCUCAGCACCUGAAGCUGGUGGUGUUCAGCUGGGAGCCCACGCCCAAGAAGAACCGCGUGUGCUGCCACGGGACGGUGUCCCUGCCUGCGCUCUUCCGGGUGACGCGCUCCCACCAGCUAGCGGUCAAGCUGGAGCCGAGAGGGCUGAUUUACGUCAAGCUAAACCUGAUGGAGCAGUGGCAGAACUCGCUGGACGGAGGCCCGGACAGGGACAGGGAACCCCAGGUGUUUGGGGUGGAGGCCUGGAGGGUGGUGGAGAAGGAGGCCUCGGGCCUUUCGGUGCCGCUGCUCAUCAACAAGUGCAUCACGGAGAUCGAGAAGAGAGGCUGCCAGGUUGUGGGUCUCUACCGCCUGUGCGGCUCGGCGGCGGUGAAGAAGGAGCUGAGGGAGGCCUUUGAGAGGGACAGCCACGGGGUGGAGCUGGGCGAAACCACCUACCCGGACAUCAACGUCAUCACAGGUGUGUUGAAGGACUACCUCCGGGAGCUCCCCUACCCCCUCAUCACCAAGCAUCUGUACGAGGCCGUGCUGGACUCCAUAGCCAAGCGGCCGCUACGCAUCGGCCCCGGGGGCUGUGAGAACGACCAGGGGGACACGGAGCACACCGUCAGCCUGCUGGAGAACCUUCCGGAAGUGGAGCGGGUGACCCUCCGGAAGCUUCUGAACCACCUGAAGCUGGUGGCGUCGCACCACGAGGUCAACAAGAUGACGUGCCAGAACCUUGCCGUGUGCUUCGGGCCUGUUCUGCUGAGCCAGCGCCAGGAAGCUAACUGCCAUAGCAACAGGGUGUUCAUCGACUCCGAGGAGCUGGCCAGCGCUCUGCACUUCAAGAAACACAUCGAGGUCCUGCACUAUCUUCUGCAGCUCUGGCCAGUGGUGGACCCACAUGGCAAGACCUCAUCCCCUACCCCGGAGCCCCCCGCCCAGGCCGGCCUGCUGUCGGCUCCCCCCUUGCGCAGGAGGAAAGAGCGUCCCCAGGUGCUGAACCUGAGCGAGGCCGAGAUGGCCGGCGUGCUGCGGCCCCGGCCGGGCCGCCUGGACAGCCCUAGCAACCGCUACGCCGGCGACUGGAGCUGCUGCGGGGAGGGCUACUUCCCCCCCGCCGCCGCCGUGCCCAGGGAAGAGGCCGACUACGACGACGUCCCCUCCGAGGACAUGGAGGUGGCCGAGGACGGAGGCCGGGUCGGGGGCCGGGAGAGCCCCCAGGGAGGACAGGAGGUCGCGGCCGCCGGGCAGGACGAGCCCCCGCCCGGCGUGGAAGCGAUGGAGGGAGGAGCGGAGGAGGAGAAGGCCGAGGAGGAGGUGGCGGAGGCGGAGCAGGAGGCGGACGAGGACGACGAGGAGGAGGAGGGAGAGAGCGACGGCUCGGCCGGCCGAGACACGGCAUGCGACGAGGACCACAUCCUGCCCCCCCGCCCCUCCAGGGAGCACGCGUACCAGGCCUACAUGAAGAUCCAGGACAUCAACCCCGUGCUGAGCCACAGGGUGAACCUGCGAGACCUCCAGGAGAGCAUCGACACGCUCAUCGGCAACCUGGAGAGGGAGCUGAACAAGAACAAGCUCAACGUGGGCUACUGACUCCUUCGCACGCACGCUCUCGCUCUAACCCGGCCCCGGGCUGAAGAUAAGACUAAACUGACGAAGGUGCUCGAGUUAAGCGUAUGGGAAAAGGCGCCCGGCGUUUUCUUUCUGGCGCUCUUGCGGUACGCCGGAAAAAGUUCCCCCCACCCCUAACAGACAUUCCUGUUUUGCGGUUGACGUGACACGACUGUCGCCGUCGGACGCGGACCUCGCCGGUGCCGUUUCCGGUCGCUUCUCUUCUUAUUAGAAGAAGUCAUUGACCCUGAGUGGUGUUCACGGUGCCUUAAUUGUGUGAAGGUGGUGCUUUUAAAGGCAAGGGAGAGUUUCUCCAUCAAGGUACGGAAUCGUUUUUUUUUCCCCAUACACAACGAUGCACUUAUGAGGCAGGCUUUAACGUGGAGGUUGCGCCGCGGUACACAUGCGGUGUGCUGGCUGGGUUGGCAGGAGGGGAGAACCGCCCGUCGACGAGUCCACAGAUAUGACCUCCUGCUGGGGUUGUGGAGAUCGAACUGUGGUCGGGCCUGCCUGGUGGGUUCAUGUGCAGGCAGGACCCUGAGUAUCUGCAGAUCACUUGUACACACACACACACACACGUCUGCUUAAAUAUGAUGACUAUAAACAUAUGGGAGAUGUCGCCGACUCGCACGGACAUGUUACGGGGGGAGUUCGACCUCAAGCGAGCGAGGAGGAACCGUUUAAACGUGGCGUCGCAUUUCGAGAAUCGCGAGUGAAUCGGUGCAAAGGCCCUUGAUCACGCUUUGAUAUGUUCCGUUUUUUUUCCCAUCCUUGCCCCCCUCACGUACCCUACCCUCCCCCCUCCUCCAAACCUCCCACAUGUUCGGACAGACUGCGAUCCCCUGCGGGUGCACAAAGGCAAAAGCCAAAUAUGAGAGACGCGUUCCGAGUGCGCUGUCUGGGUCAGCGACGCUUCACAGACAGAGUGACAGUGUGGAGAAGGAGGAAAAAAUGAAAAGAAAAAAAAAACCUUACCCGUUUUCAGCUAUCCAGGGAUUCAGUGUGAUCAGUAUUUAACAAAUGUGUAUAUAAAUGUAUUUGGAGUCUAUAAUUUUUUUUACAGCUUAUUGUCCCAUACAGGCUUAAAUGCUCGCAGUUACCUUGUAGUGUUGACUCGUAGUAAGAAUAUCAAACAGGGCUUCUCCCCUCAUGCUACCUGUACACAUCUUAAAUGUGCUGGAUUAACGGUACAACAUUAGCUGUACAAUAUGAGAAGAAAAAAACACAUUCUCGUUUUUGUUAUAUUUUGUACAUAUUUGGUGUCUUUGUCUCAGCUGUGUUGAUAUAUGUGUGAAAGAGGUACUGAAUGGUUGCAGCUUGCAUGGUUGAAAGCUUUACUGACAGAAACAAGUCAAAUUUCCCCUUCCCCUUUGGUUCUCGAUGUGUUUACUUGCGGAGAGACCAUUUUCAAACGUGUUGUUUACCUGGUUACAGUGACUCACAUGGCCUAGGUUAACCAAUAGCUAAGCUAUCUGCUACUGUACACCGCUUCUAUGGCUAAAAGAUGGAAAAUCAUUAGGUUAGACCCUGAAGCGACUGUAGUCCUUUCCUCAAAUGGGGUCAGUGCAUUUGGGUUCAAUUUGCAUGGUGCCGGCAGCAGUGUGUAAUAGUCUUGCGAGUCUUGUCUCCAGCGACUGACAUUCAGCCUGAAACCAGCCAGCCAUCUGUCUUCUGCUCACAAGCACCACUCCAACUCAAGUAUCGUCCCCCCCCCCCUCUCUCUCUCUCUCUCUCUCCCCCACUCUCUCUCUCCCCCUCUCUCUC